Molecule: messenger RNA, 2208 nt
Organism: Plasmodium falciparum 3D7
Lineage: Eukaryota; Apicomplexa; Aconoidasida; Haemosporida; Plasmodiidae
Gene: PSOP12
Product: putative secreted ookinete protein
Source: RefSeq, a predicted model, not a curated record
AUGACCUUCAUAUCAACGUUCAGUCAACUUAUCCUGUACACACAUGUGUUAUUAAACAUAUGUUAUGGUUUUUAUUUUGAACAGACUGAAGAAUUACUUAUAAAGAAUGCUCAUAGCGAUAUAUGUAAAAGAGAACAUUAUAUAAGCUUCAAUAAAGAAAUUAUAAAGUUAUGUUUAUUCUCUCAACCUUCUGGUGUUCAUUCUAAAUAUAAUCUUAUAGUAAAUACAUUAAAAGAAGAAAAAUGGGAAGAAAAAUAUAAAAUUUUAAAAGAGAAUACAUUUAAAAUUCUUAAAUAUUUCUAUACAUUUGUAAAUAAAAAUGAACUAGUCAUAAUAUUUUGUUUUAAUAAACUUAUAAAUAAAGCACCUUAUGAAUGCCAUAGAUCUAUUAACAAGGUAGAUGGUAAAGGAAAUGAAGAACAAAGAGUUAGAAUUAAUUAUAACCAUAUAGAUCCUUUAUCGUUAGUUGAUUAUACAUCUAAUACAUUUGAUUUCUUGGGUACUUCAUAUUUAUUAAUUUGUGGAAUUAACGAAAACAGAAAGUUAUCUCCAGGUUCUCAUGUCUUUAUCUUAUGUCGUGCUAGUAAGGAUUCUGGUAUUACCUGGGGAUUGACGUUCUCCUUUUAUUACCCACACGCCAAAAGCUCCGUACUGUACUCUAAGGUGGUUCCCAAAAUUAGUUAUAACGAAAUCGGAUUCCUGUUUUUUUCUCCAGACGUUUCUAUAAACAAAUAUAUUAAGUGCACUUACCGAGAAGGGAAUCAUUUCGAUUGUGAUGACAUUCACUUUAUAGAUGAUAAAUAUUUAUUGGAUAUUACAAAAGUAAGAGGAUAUUAUUUAACCAUUUUGUCCAACAAAAAGGAUAAAAAAGAGAAAGUAAAAUUGUGGUAUAUUUAUAAUUCUGUAAUUUCCGAAAGCAUGCGUAAUAAUGCUAUAAGUUCAGGUAAUGAAUAUAGAGAAGGUAAUUUAUUUUUAUUAAACGAUUCUACAGUAUUAUAUAAUUACUUAAAUGAAAAAGAUAGUUAUCUUUAUUUAAUAAAACAUAAAGGAUCUGUAAAACAUUGUACCUUAUUAUAUUUAAAAAAAGAAUAUGCAAAUCCAGGUUUUGUAAAAGAAAUUAAAAGAAACCAUACAACAACAUUAACUAAAGAUAAUUCUAAUAAUUAUAGAUAUGUAUGUAAUAUUAAUUAUGAUGAUUUAUCAAUUAAUUUAAACGAUCGAUAUUUUAUAGUAAGUGUAUAUAAUGGUGUAAAAACAGAUAUUAGAAGUUGUUUCUAUUUUAGUUAUGAUAAUAUUUUAGAACCUGUUAAUAUAAUUAAUAAAAUUGUUAAAGUAUAUGAAUAUAGUAACUAUUCUAUAUAUGCAUUUCAUAUUAAUAAAGAUUUAGAAUCCUAUUUUCUUUUUAAUAAAAAAAUGGAAUGCUUUCUAGGAGAUAAUUUUUAUAUAUAUCUAAAUAUUAAUUUUAUAAAUACAUAUAAAUUAGAUAAUUCAUUUGAUAAUAAUAAUGAAAAAGUAGUUAAUUUAUAUCCAAAUAAUCUUAUUUAUUAUAAAUUACCAAACAUUAAUUAUAAAAAUACAUUUCUAUCAAACGUUCAUUUCCCACCAUAUACAAAAUAUGUGCAACUCAAUGACAAAGAAUAUAUUUUUAAAUUACCUUCCUAUAUUGAAGAAGAUAUACAUACAGAAUUACAUUUUCUUCAGAAAGUUAAUAAGUUUUAUAAAAAAAAAACAAUUUUUCAUAAAGGUGGCCAUAACAACGAUCUCGUUUUAGGUAUCGACUUUUCAAAAAAAACUAAUAUCUGUUCCUAUGGAUAUUCAAAAACAUCAUGUGAAUACACGCAUAUAGAUAUUAAUAAAAUUAAUAUUAAAGUUCCUAUGAAUGACGAAAUUACAUCUGACAUAACAUUAGCAAUCAUAUGUCCCGUAAGUAAAAAAAAUCAAAACGUAUGCUUUCAUCAUACAUAUGAUAACGGAAAAAAAGUAUUAAUCAGAGAUCAUCUAUAUGAUAGAAACGGAUAUUUAAAUGUAUAUCCUAAAAUAUAUAUUUAUACACCAAAAUUAAAUCAAAUAUAUGAAGAAUCAAAACUAGUUAUAAGAAAAGAAUUUAUUGAAAUCUUUAAAAAUAAUAAAUGUAACUAUAAAAAUGUUAUCUUAUGUAAAUGUUACGCAAAUAAUAAGUACUAUGAUAUUACAUUUAAUUUAAUAUAG